AUAGUUUAGCUUGAACAUCUGUUUUUUGUGCAUCGCACAUGACGUCAAUUUUAACAAAACAAUGGCCGAGUUCCAAUGGCCGUGGGAGUACACAUUCCCUCCUUUCUUCACUUUGCAACCGCAUGAAGAAACACGCCGGCAACAGCUAAAGGUGUGGACAGAUCUCUUUCUGAAAUACCUCAAACAUGUAAAUAGGUUUACAAUUGGUAUAAACGAUCAAAACUUGCCAUUAUUUUGUAAUGAAUCUAUAAAUCGACGGUUGUCGCCUGAGCUAAUACUGCUCAUACUGGAGCAGUUGCAACAAAGCGGACAUGCUGCCCCACUGGACAAACGACGCCAGGAAUGGCAAGUGUAUUCGUACACAUUGGAAGAAUACGGCAAUAUGGUCUAUGAUUGGAUACAAGAGACUGGACAAACAAAUAGUAUUUGUACUCUCUACGAGCUAGUCUCCGGCGAAAAUAGCACUCAGACGGAGUUUCAUAAUAUGGACGAAGCCGUAUUGCUAAACGCUUUGCGGCUGCUCGAAGAGAAGGGAAAAUGUGAACUUAUUGAAAUGGACGGAAGUCAUGGAGUUAAAUUUUUCUGAAAAAUAUAUUUAUAAUUGUGUUUUAUGUAUGCAUAGCUUUAAGUACAGCCUCAUAAUCUUUGUUUUGCAAUGUUCCUUUGUGCUGAACACAAAACAUAUAAUUUACGACAGUUGAAGAAUAAAUAAAAUCAGCUGUUUAUGUUCACAGUUAAUAUAUGUAAACAAUAUAGUUAAUCAAGCAACAGCUGCAUUUAAAAAU
This is a messenger RNA of Drosophila mojavensis, 785 nucleotides long. It is a transcript of the gene Vps25, whose product is annotated as vacuolar protein-sorting-associated protein 25. The coding region runs from base 62 to 586 and encodes 174 amino acids. The record is from RefSeq and is a predicted model, not a curated record. Gene Ontology annotation, molecular function: structural molecule activity; protein homodimerization activity. Gene Ontology annotation, cellular component: ESCRT II complex. Gene Ontology annotation, biological process: protein transport to vacuole involved in ubiquitin-dependent protein catabolic process via the multivesicular body sorting pathway. The transcript has 2 exons. NCBI's taxonomy places the organism in Eukaryota, Metazoa, Arthropoda, Insecta, Diptera, Drosophilidae.